GUGGCCAUUACACAACACGUGCAUCUCGCCGAGAUCAUGUGACCACACCCCGCCUCCCAUCCCUGACACUAGUGAGUACUAUCCCCGCUGCUGUCUACCGUCCGUCACAUUCCCCGGGUCCGUCACUUCACCGACUGUACAGAAUGGGCGUGGAGUGGUUUGGCUUCGGAUAUGCGGCUCUGGUCGCCACAGGAGGGGUCGUCGGCUAUGUAAAAGCAGGUAGCGUUCCGUCUCUUGCUGCCGGCCUACUUUUUGGAAGUUUGGCUGGCCUGGGGGCCUAUCAGAUGUCACAAGACUCAAAGAACGUCCUGCUUUCACUGUUUGCCUCAGGAACGUUGGCCGGAGUGAUGGGAUACCGAUUCUACAACUCUGGGAAGAUCAUGCCUGCUGGAUUAAUUGCUGGUGCCAGCCUGUUAAUGCUGGGAAGACUGGGGAUUAAGAUGUUGCAGAAGCCUCACCAGCCAUGAUGUAAAGCAAGCAGUAAACCUUUGUAUGCAGUCGGUGUCCAGGUCCCGUGUGGCGUGCAAUAUAAAAAUGGUCAUUUUCUAAGUAAAACAAACCUACUUUUACUAAGUAA
Bufo bufo (common toad) is the source of this 577-nucleotide messenger RNA. It is a transcript of the gene TMEM14C, whose product is annotated as transmembrane protein 14C. The record is from RefSeq and is a predicted model, not a curated record. The coding region runs from base 144 to 467 and encodes 107 amino acids. Gene Ontology annotation, biological process: regulation of heme biosynthetic process. Gene Ontology annotation, cellular component: mitochondrial membrane. NCBI's taxonomy places the organism in Eukaryota, Metazoa, Chordata, Amphibia, Anura, Bufonidae. The transcript is spliced from 5 exons.